Molecule: messenger RNA, 1710 nt
Organism: Peromyscus eremicus (cactus mouse)
Lineage: Eukaryota; Metazoa; Chordata; Mammalia; Rodentia; Cricetidae
Gene: Fgf21
Product: fibroblast growth factor 21
Exons: 4
Coding region: 979-1608 (209 amino acids)
Biological process (GO): positive regulation of protein phosphorylation; cell differentiation; positive regulation of cell population proliferation
Cellular component (GO): extracellular region; cytoplasm
Molecular function (GO): fibroblast growth factor receptor binding; growth factor activity
Source: RefSeq, a predicted model, not a curated record
UCCCCUUACCUGGGUACCCUGCGAGUAGGCACGUCCCAGUGGAGCAAGGUCUGGACACCCGCCACCUCCUCCAACCACUCCAGCUGCACCCUCCCAGGAGGAUGGAGAACCUGUUUGCCAGCUGCCACAACCCAAGCACGAGCCUCCCUCCCUGUAGUCGAGUACACAUCACCCAGUCUUCGCCCCAAAUCCCCUCUUUGGAGCGAUCCUAAAGUCUGGAGUCCAAGCUGUUACUUUCUAGACUGGCAAAUGGAGCACGUAACUUUUUCUGACUAGGAAGAGGUGGAAUGGGUUGUCUAACUUUCUGGGCAAGCAGGUGGUGUGGCUGGGGACAAAGGCCUUAGCUCUCCUGGUGUCCUGAGCCUUUAAUUAUGCAGAGUCGGCCCUACAGCCUCGCCCUUACCUGAGCAUUGACACCUUACAAAGACUCAGGAAUUCCACUUGGCUGGUCCAAGAUUAGAUCAUUUCUCCGGGCUAUCGAAGCUCAGGCCGGCCUCAGAACUGAAGGUCCAUUGCCCAGCCUCCUUCCUCCCUUAGACGCUCCCUCAGUCCCAAGGGCCCAUGCUCAGGCUUCUUCCUUCAAACCCAGGGAUUUGCCCCAGCAUGCCUUUGGCUGCAAGAAAUCAUCCAGCUCUUCGCCCUCACAGAUCCUGGCUCGGUGGGAAAGAGACUGACCCCACCCAUCCCCCAGGGCAUCUGGGGAGCACCAGUGCUGGACCGUCUCUGGUGAAAGAAGGUUUAGGAUUGCAUCAGGGAGGCCGGCAGUUGAGCACAGCAUCUGAGUGCUGAGCAGGGGGUGCUGAGGCCUUAGUAUCUUGUCAGCUGGGGAUUCCACGGGAGACAUAACUUUCGCUUUGCCUGAGCCCCAGUCUGAACCUGCAUCUGCUUUGCUGGGGCGUCUAAGUCAGAAGCCGGCGCCAGACAACCGCUCACGGACGCUUGCUUGCCGGGGGCUCUUCAUAGAGAAGUGCGUCAUUGAUGGAGUGGAUGAAACCUCCAGUUGGGGUCCUGGGACUGCGGGUCCCUCUGCUGGCUGUCUUCCUCCUGGGGGUCUGCCAGGCACACCCCAUCCCCGACUCCAGCCCCCUCCUCCAGUUUGGGGGUCAAGUCCGGCAGAGGCACCUCUACACAGAUGAUGACCAGGACACUGAAGCCCACCUGGAGAUCAGGGAGGACGGCACAGUGGUCGGCGCCACACACCGCAGCCCAGAAAGUCUCCUGGAGCUCAAAGCCUUGAAGCCAGGGGUGAUUCAAAUACUGGGUAUCAAGGCUUCUAGGUUUCUUUGCCAACAGCCCGAUGGAACCCUCUACGGAUCGCCUCUCUUUGAUCCGGAGGCCUGCAGCUUCAGGGAGCUGCUCCUUGAGGAUGGAUACAAUGUGUACCAGUCCGAAGCCCAUGGCCUGCCCCUGCGCCUGCCCCAGAGGGACUCUUCAAACCAGGACCCAGCAUCCUGGGGACCUGUGCGCUUCCUGCCUGUACCAGGCCUGUUUCACCAGCCCCAGGAGCUUCCAGGGUUCCUGGCGCCAGAGCCCCCAGAUGUGGGCUCCUCUGAUCCACUGAGCAUGGUGGGGCCUUUGCAGGGCCGAAGCCCCAGCUAUGCUUCCUGAAUCUUCCUGAUUCUGGGGAUGUAUCAUUUUGGGUUUCUUCUUAUUUAUUAUGGGUAUUUAUCUUAUUUAUUUAUUUUAAAUUUUUUCUUACUUGGGAUAAUA